UUGCCAUAAUGGGCUGUAACCUCAAUUCGACCCCGGCCCUUGCAGCCCCGGGUCGGAAGCGGAGGGAUGCGCCCUGCCUCCAGCGGGUGGCGCUCGAGUCCGACUGAACGACGACGGCGAGUGGCGGGCACGCGCCUGGGGCGCGCGCGCCACUCCUCUCGCCUCCACCCAACUCCCCCAUUAGUGCCCGAGUUUACCUCUAGAGGUCAUCAGGCAGGAUUUACGACUGGACAACAAAAGCACGUGAUUCGAAGUCGUACCCCAUAUUUGGGUGCCUACGUAGGAGGGAACCAAGUACAUGUCCCAGUCAUUUCCAUAAUUCAUCAUAAAUUGUGCAAGGGUGCUAUAGACGCACAAACGACCGCGAGCCACAAAUCAAGCACACAUAUCAAAAAACAAAUGAGCUCUUAUUUUGUAAACUCAUUUUGCGGUCGCUAUCCAAAUGGCCCGGACUACCAGUUGCAUAAUUAUGGAGAUCAUAGUUCCGUGAGCGAGCAAUUCAGGGACUCGGCGAGCAUGCACUCCGGCAGGUACGGCUACGGCUACAAUGGCAUGGAUCUCAGCGUCGGCCGCUCGGGCUCCGGCCACUUUGGCUCCGGGGAACGCGCCCGCAGCUACGCGGCCAGCGCCAGCGCGGCGCCCGCCGAGCCCAGGUACAGCCAGCCUGCCACGUCCACGCACUCGCCUCCGCCCGACCCGCUGCCCUGCUCCGCCGUGGCCCCCUCGCCCGGCAGCGACAGCCACCACGGCGGGAAAAACUCCCUGGGCAACUCCAGCGGCGCCUCGGCCAACACCGGCAGCACCCACAUCAGCAGCAGAGAGGGGGUUGGCACGGCGUCCGGAGCCGAGGAGGACGCCCCCGCCAGCAGCGAGCAGGCUAGCGCGCAGAGCGAGCCGAGCCCGGCGCCGCCCGCCCAACCCCAGAUCUACCCCUGGAUGCGCAAGCUGCACAUAAGUCAUGACAACAUAGGCGGCCCGGAAGGCAAAAGGGCCCGAACGGCCUACACGCGCUACCAGACCCUGGAGCUGGAGAAGGAGUUCCACUUCAACCGCUACCUGACCCGCCGAAGAAGGAUUGAAAUAGCACAUGCUCUUUGCCUCUCUGAGAGACAAAUUAAAAUCUGGUUCCAAAACCGGAGAAUGAAAUGGAAAAAAGAUAAUAAGCUGAAAAGCAUGAGCAUGGCGGCGGCGGGAGGGGCCUUCCGCCCCUGAGUAUUUGAGCGUUUAAAGUACUGAGCAGUAUUAGCCGGAUCCCGCGUAGUGUCAGUACUAAGGUGACUUUCUGAAACUCCCUUGUGUUCCUUCUGUGAAGAAGCCCUGUUCUCGUUGCCCUAAUUCAUCUUUUAAUCAUGAGCCUGUUUAUUGCCAUUAUAGCGCCUGUAUAAGUAGAUCUGCUUUCUCUUCAUUUCUUUGUCCUGAAUGGCUUUGUCUUGAAAAAAAAAUAGAUGUUUUAACUUAUUUAUAUGAAGCAAGCUGUGUUACUUGAAGUAACUAUAACAAAAAUAGAAAAGAGAAAAAAAAAAGUCCCCCUUCGACCUCGUUUAGUGCCAAUGUUGUGUGUUGCACUCCAGUUGUUUAACUGUGCAUGUGAGUGGAAGUGUUCCUGUCUCAAUAGCUCCAAGCUGUUAAAGAUAUUUUUAUUCAAACUACCUAUAUUCCUUGUGUAAUUAAUGCUGUUGUAGAGGUGACUUGAUGAGACACAACUUAACUUGUUCGACGUGUAGUGACUAGUGACUCUGUGAUGAAAACUGUGACUCUGAGCGGUGUGUCCCUGCGUGCCUUUGUAGGACCCUUUGCACGAACUCUGGAAGUGGCUCUUAUAAGCGCAGCUUCAGUGAUGUAUGUUUUUGUGAACAAAGUUACAAAUAUUGUCCAAGUCUGGCUGUUUAAGCAAACUGUGAUCAGCUUUUUUUUUUUUUUUUUUUGUAUUUGUUUUUAAGGAAAAAAUACUGACUGGAAACAAAAAAUAAACUUUCUAUUGUAA
Messenger RNA from Balaenoptera ricei (Rice's whale), 1984 nucleotides. It is a transcript of the gene HOXA5, whose product is annotated as homeobox A5. The record is from RefSeq and is a predicted model, not a curated record. Gene Ontology annotation, biological process: anterior/posterior pattern specification; regulation of transcription by RNA polymerase II. NCBI's taxonomy places the organism in Eukaryota, Metazoa, Chordata, Mammalia, Artiodactyla, Balaenopteridae. Gene Ontology annotation, cellular component: nucleus. The transcript is spliced from 2 exons. Bases 67 to 1212 code for a protein of 381 amino acids. Gene Ontology annotation, molecular function: RNA polymerase II cis-regulatory region sequence-specific DNA binding; DNA-binding transcription factor activity, RNA polymerase II-specific.